ACAAAGAAAUGAUAAAAUUCAUUAGUGCUUCAUCAUGGCCGACAACGUUCAAAAAGAACAAAUAAGUAAAUUUAUACAGCUAACGGGCACCGACAGCGGUAGAGCUAAGUUUUAUUUAGAGUCUUCAAACUGGAACUAUGAGGUUGCUGUAGCCAGUUUUUUCGACAAUGAUGAUGGAGAUGAAGGUCUGUAUGAAGCUCCUUCAGCACAGCCUGAAUCACUGCCUCCUAAGCCUUCACAGCCCACAGGGCAAUCAUCAUCAGCAGCAUUUCCACCUCCAAGUUCACGGCCAUCAAGGUUUGCCACAAUAGGAAAUUACCAGACUCAAGAUAGUUCAUCAUCAUCAGAAGAUGAAGGACAAGCAUUUUAUGCUGGAGGCUCUGAAACCAGUGGUCAACAGAUUAUUGGUCCAAAGAAACGUGACGGGAAAAAAGUGGUGGAUAAUCUGUUUCAAUCGGCCAGGGAACAUGGUGCAGAAGAGGUGGAUCGAUCAGAAAAGAAACCAACAAAGAGUAUGGCAUUUAAAGGAUCAGGUUACAGACUCGGUGAAACAGAGGAUGGACCAGCGGAUAUAGUACAGGGAGCACCUUUACGGUCAGGUCCCAGACAGGUUGACAUGGUACUUAAGUUAUGGAAGGACGGAUUUAGUGUGGACAAUGGAGAAUUGAGAGACUUCCAAAAUGCUGCUAACAAAGAAUUCCUAGACUCCGUUGCAAAAGGAGAAGUUCCCCAGGAGUUGAUAAGGCUGGCCAGGGGAGGGGAAGUCAACCUCAACAUGGAAGACCAUCGACAAGAAAAUUAUGUCAAACCAAAGGAAGUUAUCAGAGCUUUCUCUGGACAGGGUAAUAUGCUGGGCAGCCCCGCACCAAAUGUAGCUGUAACCCCGGCUGCAGCAGGGUCAGCCACCGCAGCCUCACAUAGUGUAAAUGUAGAUCAGUCUCGCCCUACCACAAGUCUCCAGAUCAGACUAGCAGAUGGGUCAAGAAUGGUUGCUAAAUUCAACCACACGCACAAAAUCAGUGACAUAAGACAGCAUAUUGUAGCAAAUAAUCCACGGUAUGCUGGUGCAAAUUUUAUUCUUAUGACAACCUUCCCAAAUAAGGAAUUAACAGAUGAAACUCAGACACUGGAGCAGGGGAAACUGUUAAACGCUGUGAUAGUACAAAGAUUAAAGUGAUGGAGAGUUUUGUGAGCAAGUGUUAGCCUAACAUAUACAGAAAGUGCCAGGGAUAUUAUGUACAUACAUCUGUACAGUUACCACAGGGGAUGUCUGUACAGUUACAACAGGGGAUAUCUGUACAAUAACCACAGGGGAUAUCUGUACAUAUACCCACAGGGGAUGUCUGAACAUGUACCCACAGAGGAUAUCUAUACAUAUACCCUCAGGGGAUAUCUGUACAUAUACCCACAGGGGAUAUCUGUACAAUAACCACAGGGGAUAUCUGUACAUGUACCCACAGGGGAUAUCUGUACAUAUACCCACAGGGGAUAUCUGUACAUAUACCCCCAGGGGAUGUCUGUACAUAUACCCACGGGGAUAUCUGUACAUAUACCGACAGAGGAUAUCUGUACAUAUACCCACAAGGGAUAUCUGUACAUAUAACAACAGAUGAUAUCUGUACAAAUACCCACAGAGGAUAUCUGUGCAUAUACCCACAGGGGAUACCUGUACACUACCCACAGAGGAUAUCUGUACAUAUACCCACAGAGGAUAUCUGUACAUAUCACUACGGAGGAUAUCUAUACAUAUAACACCAUGGUAUAUCUGUACAUAUACCCACAGAGGAUAUCUGUACAUAUUCCCACGGAGGAUAUCUAUACAUAUACACACAGAGGAUAUCUGUACAUAUACCCACAGAGGAUAUCUGUACAUAUACCAACAGGGGAUAUCUGUACAUAUACCCACAGAGGACAUCUGUACAUAUACCCACAGGGAAUAUCUGUACAUAUACCUACAAGGGAUAUCUGUACAUAUAACAACAGGGGAUAUCUGUACAUAUAACAACAGGGGAUAUCUAUACAUAUACCCACAGAGGAUAUCUGUACAUAUAACAACAGGGGAUAUCUGUACAUAUACCCACAGAGGAUAUCUGUACAUAUACCAACAGGGGAUAUCUGUACAUAUACCCACAGAGGAUAUCUGUACAUAUAACAACAGGGGAUAUCUGUACAUAUACCCUACAGAGGAUAUCUGUACAUAUACCCACGGAGGAUAUCUGUACAUAUACCAACAGGGGAUAUCUGUACAUAUACCCACAGGGGAUAUCUGUACAUAUACCAACAGGGGAUAUCUGUACUGUACAUAUAACAACAGGGGAUAUCUGUACAUAUACCCACAGAGGAUAUCUGUACAUAUACCAACAGGGGAUAUCUGUACAUAUACCCACAGAGGAUAUCUGUACAUAUACCCCCAGAGGAUUUCUUUCUGGUAUCAAAAGCUAUUCAUGAAAAAUAACAAUAUUCCAAAAUAGCGUGUCUGCUAAAUUUGCAUUCAUGUUGUGAUAAUCCUUCUACAUUACAUCAGUCAUAAUUUAGACACAUACAAGGCAGUCAUGGAUUUGACACUUCUGACAUACUGUAAAAGUCAUGGAUUUUACACUUCUGACAUACUGUAAAAUGUUAAGUACAAUGACAUUAGCAGAAGUAUUCAGCAAGUUCCUAGAUAAUCAGUUUAUUGUUUUAGUUCAAUUUAAUGAUGUGGAGGUUGUGUAUGAGAAAAGUAUGAUGUCUGGAGGGAAAUAUGACUUUGCAGUGAUUGAAACUUAAAAGAUAAACAGACCUGCCAACUCCUACUAUUUUAUAGGAAUCUUUACUAUUUUGUGGUGGUCGUUACUCUUUUUUCUCUCGAAAUAGUAGCAAAUUACUCUUUUUGAUGCAAUAGAUUUGGCAAGAAUUGUUAAGAAUUACUCUUUUUUUGCUAAAAAAUGGGCCAAAUUACUAUUUUUGAAUUUGAAAGGUUGGCAGGUCUGGAUAAAUAUGAUCAACAGAAUUGAUGGCUAUCUUUUAUUUGCAUGUAAUUAUGAGAAACAUGCAAAUUCUUUAAGAAUGAAGCAAUCUCUCUAUUUUGUAAAGAGGAUUUUUUCAACUUGGGUGUACCCUGGUACUGUUUUAGAUCUGGACGUUUUGGAUACAUCAUGAUAACAUUGUUAUUAUAUUAUAUACUGCCAUUUUAGGAGUAAAUUAUGAUUGGCCACCAAUCAUGAACAAAACAUUUCAACAGAUGGGUGUUAUAGAUGUCUGUCAAUCUAAAGAUGUCAUACUGACAAAUUGAUACCCUUGUGUACUGAGAAAGAUGCAUUUUUUGUAUGAUUGUUUACUGGAAGUAUGGUCAAAGUGUGGGGGUAGCAUCACACAUUAGCUCAGAAAAAUAAUGCUAUGUAGAGGCUUUAGUAUACAGAAUAGUUUUUAAAGAAAUUUUACAUUAAGGUUUUUUUUAGACUUUUUGUAUAAUUAUUAUUUAUGUCAUAGAUAUGUGAGGAAAUGUAAUGCUUUAUUUAGCCAAGGGUCAUCUGUAUUCAGUCUGGUGAUUCAAAUGAAGACCCAGUGCUAUUUUGACAGAAGUUGUUGAACCCAGCCUACCAAUACUAUAUUUUUUUCAGAUGCUUUAAAACACCCCAUUUCGUAUGUAGUUUGUUGGUGAGGUUCACACAUAUUUGAUUCUGUAUGAUAUUGUGAUCAGAUAAAUAAAAAAGUAAACAGCAAAGUUAGUAAAAUUUCAUUUAAUUUCAAAGAAAAAUCAAUGCACAUCAAAAUCAAUGAAACUUCAAGCUAAAAUAUAAAUAAAAGAAAGAAAGAUGCAGAAUACAUUGAGAAAGUGCGAAGAGUAUUGGAUCGGUUGUUCCAGGAGAGUAUUUUCAACUUCCUCCAUGACACUUGUAAGAUAACUCUAUGUAAUAUCCCCGUUAUGUCAUAAUCUCAUAAUGAGAACUGGGGAAGAUUUCGUAACUACAAACUAACAUAUUUAUAUUUCAACAUUGCUCUGCCUCAAUGAAGCAACCAAACUCCGAUCACUUCAUUUCCCAAAUUAGAUUUCGAGUGACAUGCCUCUGUUCUGACAGGCAAACCAUUUUUUGCGGGAGUAAAUACACCAUGAACAAUGUUGACAAUGUCUAUAUACAAAUGUUCUGUGUCAAAUGUUUCGCUGAAAUUGAUAUAAGUGUAUAUUUAUUGUCCCUAGAAUGUGAACGACUGCUAAUUGAGAUUCGAAAAUGGAUGUCUGAAUGUUUUGAAAAACAGUUAAGAGAUUUGUUGUAUGAAAUAAAUUGUGUUGCUUUGAUCUGAAA
Pecten maximus is the source of this 4283-nucleotide messenger RNA. RefSeq names its product NSFL1 cofactor p47-like. Gene Ontology annotation, biological process: membrane fusion; nuclear membrane reassembly; autophagosome assembly. Gene Ontology annotation, cellular component: cytosol; nucleus. The record is from RefSeq and is a predicted model, not a curated record. Lineage: Eukaryota; Metazoa; Mollusca; Bivalvia; Pectinida; Pectinidae. Gene Ontology annotation, molecular function: ubiquitin binding. The transcript is spliced from 10 exons. Bases 35 to 1177 code for a protein of 380 amino acids.